Molecule: messenger RNA, 1173 nt
Organism: Dovyalis caffra
Lineage: Eukaryota; Viridiplantae; Streptophyta; Magnoliopsida; Malpighiales; Salicaceae
Source: the annotation of a GenBank genome assembly
AUGGCUGAUUUCAAAUCCAACGACAUCCAGCUGCAGUCAAGGUUCAGCCAUCCACCAGUCGUAUACGAUAAUCUUAAAGAAUUAAGUACCCAUAUAAUGCUUAAGGUCCCAGAGCAUCAAGUUGCUGGACACGAAGCUCGCAUUGGGCAGCUUGGCCCCCUCAUUGAUGGUUCAGGGCGUUUCUACAAGCCUCUUCAGGAUGAUGACCGGGGCUCGAAAGAGGUGGCAUUUUAUACCUCCUUCUCGUCGAAUACGAGGGUUCCGGAUCAUGUACGAAAAUUCUUUCCUGUUUUUCAUGGAACUCAGCUUUUAAAGGCACCUGACGGAUCUGGCCUUGUGCCGCACCUUGUGUUGGAGGACGUUGUUUCAAGUCGUUCGCUUCCAACGGUUAUGGAUAUCAAGAUUGGUUCUAGAACUUGGUAUCCUGAAGCUUCUGAGGAUUAUAUCCAGCGGUGCUUUAAGAAAGAUAGGGAAACUAGUAGUUUGUAUUUGGGUUUUAGGAUUUCUGGGUUGCAGAUAUAUGGAAACGAAGAAUCUGGAUUGUGGAAGCCAGAGAGGAAACUUGUGCAGAAACUUAAUGCAGAUGAUGUUAGAGUGGUACUGAAGAAGUUUGUUUCUUCCAAUUCGCCAGCUGAUCUGAAUUUGGAACCCGAUUGUUCUUUUGCUUCUAGUGUUUAUGGUGGUUCUACUGGAAUUUUGGCUCAAUUAUUGGAGCUAAAGGCAUGGUUUGAGGAUCAAACCAUGUACCAUUUGAAUUCUUGUUCUGUUCUUAUGGUGUAUGAAAAGGAGAGAGUGUUAAAAGGAGGGAGUUCAGACGCUGAAGUUAAACUUAUUGACUUUCCUCAUGUUACGGAAGGCAAAGGCAUUAUUGAUCAUAAUUUCUUGGGAGGGCUUUGCUCUUUGAUAAAGUUCAUCUCGGAGAUUCUUACUAGUCCUGAUGAGUGUACAACCAAAGUUUGCUUGCAGGACUCUGACAAGAACAACAAGGAGAUUCUAACCAGUCCUGAUGAUUGCACAGCCAAAGUUUGUUUGCCCGACUUUGACAAGAACAACAAGGAGAUUCUUACCAGUCCUGAUGAAUGCACAACCAAAGUUUGUUUGCAGGACUCCGACAAGAACAACAAUUGUACUGAAAAUGGUACCAACGAAGGAAUUAAUAUUUCUAAUACUUAG